Messenger RNA from Glycine soja, 2484 nucleotides. RefSeq names its product RNA-binding protein 24-like. The record is from RefSeq and is a predicted model, not a curated record. The transcript is spliced from 6 exons. NCBI's taxonomy places the organism in Eukaryota, Viridiplantae, Streptophyta, Magnoliopsida, Fabales, Fabaceae. The coding region runs from base 319 to 1122 and encodes 267 amino acids. Gene Ontology annotation, molecular function: RNA binding.
CAACUUUCGCUUUUUCUUCCCUCCCAAUUUUCUCUUUUUUUAUUUUUUUUUAUCUCUGACCUAAUUGUCUCUCUUCUCUUUUGUUCUCGUCAAUAUCACCACUCAUCUCCACCCACAACCUAGAUAACAUCUCUCUAAAUUUCUCAUCUUCUCCUCUGCCCCCAUCACCUUGAUCUGUCUGUCUAUACACUCAUUGUUUGACAAAAAACAAAAUAUAACACUGGGAAGUUUUGUCAUAGCUGAGAGCUGACUCUAGCUAGAGGAUAAUAAGAUUACAAGAGAGAGGAAUUGUUUUUGAUUGGAUCCACAAAAUUCAAGAUGACUCCAGUUAAUUUGGCAGGCCAGUUUGGUGACACGACAUACACUAAGGUGUUUGUUGGAGGCUUGGCCUGGGAGACUCAAAAGGAGACAAUGAAGAAGUAUUUUGAGCAAUUUGGUGAGAUCUUGGAGGCCGUUGUCAUCACUGACAAAGCUACUGGAAGAUCUAAAGGCUACGGAUUUGUUACUUUUCGUGAACCAGAAGCUGCCAUGAGAGCUUGUGUGGAUCCUGCUCCUGUAAUCGACGGCAGGAGAGCUAACUGCAACCUUGCUUCUUUGGGUGUCCAGAGAUCUAAGCCUUCAACCCCAAAGCAUGGAGGAGCAGGGAGGAACUUUAGAGUAAUGGGUUCUUUCCAGACAGGAUUUGGAGGGGGAGUGGGAUCAGCUUUUCCUUCAGCAGCAACCUUCCCUCAUUACGCCAUCCAGCAAGGGAUACCUUAUAAUGUUUAUGGGUACUCUCCUUACUCGCCGGAUUACACUUACCCUACGAGCUACUAUGGUGUGUAUGGAGGAGCAACAGCACAGUACCCAGUUUAUGGAAGUGGACCUGCUGCAGCUGCAGGAGGGAUGAUGAGCGGUGGUGCAGCGUUCUACCCAUAUCUGCAGUACGGAGGAGAAGGGAGUGGCGGCGGCGGUACUUCCGGACAGGGUUAUGGUGUGAACUACCCUCCUCAGGCUCAUCUUUUUCAGUAUUCUCCCAUUGCUUCCACCGCUGGCUAUGCCCAGCACUAUGGUACACCUACUAUGUCUCUUGCUCCUUCCCCUGCCUUGCAAUCAGUCUGUUUUGCUGUGCCGCAGGCGUGACCAUGCCUCUUCAAGCUCCAAUUCCUCAUCGCUAGAGACUCAUCAUCUCAAACUAGCUAUGUCAAAACUUCCCAGUUGCUCCUGCUCCUUGAAGUCUCUCUUCCACUCAUCAACCUUUGCCCUAACCAUGGUGCUCUCUCUCUCUCACACACCCACCCACUCUUUCACUAACACUUAAACAAAGUCCAUCAAUGGCAUUUGGACUUUUUCCAGCAUAAGAAGCCCCCCGUAGGGGCUCAAAUGUUUCUCCUCGUUUGGAGAGUCAUGCAUUCCUUUUUCUCAACAUAAAGAAGACUCUGUUGCAUCUUCAAUGAAAUUAAGGUUCCUUGGAAGAAGAGAACCAAGCCAACACAAAGCUAUCGGAUAUAGCUGACUUGUUGGAAAAAAAAAAAAUUAAGAACAGCAAAGCUUGGCCCUUGGAAAGGCCAAGCCCAAACGAACCAUCUUCUUAACUUGGGCCCAAGACGGGCUAAGUAAAAGUACAGAAUGGUUUCAAAAUUUGUAAAUGGCAGAUCACAGAUAGCUAGCUCAUCAACUAGAAAUUUUAAGUUAGUUCUGCAAAAAUAGGUAUUCCCUCCAAGCAAUGCUAAUCACCUCUGGAUGAAGAGGAACUUUUAGCAAUCAAUAUCAUGGACAUUGGAUGUCCCAGCUUUUUUGUAUGGUAACAUCUAGCUAGUCUUAGGCUUUAGUGUUAGGAUCAGUCAUGUCUUCAUAAAUAUGUUUUUGUCAAUUUUCAGAAAAAAAAGGGGUUUAACCAACCAACCAACCAAUUAAAAAUCUUCCCUUUGGGUAAGGGGAGGCAACAACUAACUGCUGUUUUUUAUCCUGUAAAUUCAAUGAGGCUAAACUAUGGGAGUUUAAGCCCAAUCCACUAAUCUUUAGGAGGGAUAGUGUUUUAAUUUCCCGCUUAGCAUAAGUAGUACAUUUCAUCAUCAUCUUGAGAACUACGUCAAUGGAUGUGGUACUCAAAACACUUGCAUGUAACCCUGGGAGAUAUUUUGGUUCCCUUGGGUACUUCACUUACUCACCAACCAUGGUUAGGACAUAGGUGAAUCUCAUCACUCUCUUUCUCUCUUCUCCCUGCUUUCUGUCUGGCAACUUUUACAUCGAGAUGGACCUUGAUACUCUAUUAAUUAUAUGUUUAAGCCUAUAUGGUUUGGAUUGUAAUUAGGAAUACUAAAGUAGGAGGAUUUCAUUCUCUAUCCAUGCUGGAUGAGAAUGGAUUUGCUACUCAUCCUACUAUGCCUUUAAUUUGAUACUAUGCUUGCUUCUAUUCAACCUAUGUCAAGAUAAGCAAAUCAAGUUAAUGCUUCGAGUAAUGCUCAACUUUUUUGUUAUAUUUCAAUCAAGGAUAUUUUAUUA